This is a messenger RNA of Carassius auratus (goldfish), 4663 nucleotides long. RefSeq names its product E3 ubiquitin-protein ligase MARCH6-like. Gene Ontology annotation, molecular function: zinc ion binding. Bases 270 to 3005 code for a protein of 911 amino acids. The record is from RefSeq and is a predicted model, not a curated record. The transcript has 26 exons. NCBI's taxonomy places the organism in Eukaryota, Metazoa, Chordata, Actinopteri, Cypriniformes, Cyprinidae. Gene Ontology annotation, biological process: ERAD pathway. Gene Ontology annotation, cellular component: endoplasmic reticulum membrane.
CUGUGCUGUCGUAAAUCGAUACCUUAGCAGCACAUUCAGAUCCAGAGGCCACAAACAUGCUCAGCGGAGCUGUAAUAUAGUCGAUUAACCAGUAGCUUGAUCAGCGCUAUCUGAAAGCACUACACGAAAAAAGGGGCCUGGUCUGGGCUUAUGCGGCGAUCGAUUUCGUCAUGAUGUAUUUUAGAUAGUCAUAAACUGAUAUUGUGUGUUUUGUUCCGCGGUGUGUGUUAUGUGUUGACUGUAAAGAGGACAGUGCGUCACCGUACAAGAUGGACACCGCCGAAGAAGCUGAUAUAUGUAGGGUGUGUCGAUCUGAGGGAACUCAGGACAAACCCCUCUUCCAUCCCUGCGUGUGUACUGGAAGCAUUAAGUUCAUCCACCAAGAAUGCUUGGUGCAGUGGCUUAAACACAGCAGAAAAGAGUACUGCGAAUUAUGCAAGCACAGAUUUGCUUUCACACCAAUUUACUCCCCAGACAUGCCUUCACGGCUCCCGGUGCAGGACAUUUUCGCAGGACUGGUCACCAGUAUAGGCACGGCUAUCCGAUACUGGUUUCAUUACACGCUAGUUGCCUUCGCUUGGCUGGGGGUUGUACCUCUAACAGCAUGUCGCAUCUAUAAGUGUCUGUUCACUGGAUCUGUAAGCUCCCUCCUGACUCUUCCCUUAGACAUGCUCUCCACAGAGAACUUGCUUGCUGACUGCCUGCAGGGCUGCUUUGUGGUGACCUGCACCCUCUGCGCCUUCAUCAGUCUGGUGUGGCUGCGGGAGCAGAUUGUUCACGGUGGAGCUCCUUUGUGGUUGGAGCAUAACCAGCAGCAACCUGCCAAUGCUGCAGGACCGGCCAAUGAGGCUGCUGGCCAGGGUAAUGGGGGUGGUGAAAACCAGCCCAUGCCUGCACCGGCCGAACCUCCAGCAGAAAACGCUGCAGCGGCUGAAGCUCCUGACCUCCCCGCUGACGUUGCGGAAGAGAUGGAGCUGGAUAAUGAAGAUGAGGAGGAUGGAGGAGCCGAAGAUGUGGCGGAUGCCAACAAUGGAGCACAGGAUGAUAUGAACUGGAAUGCUCUGGAAUGGGAUCGUGCAGCUGAAGAGCUCACUUGGGAAAGGAUGCUUGGGCUUGAUGGGUCCCUGGUUUUUCUGGAGCAUGUGUUUUGGGUGGUCUCACUCAACACGCUCUUCAUCUUGGUGUUUGCUUUCUGUCCCUACCAUAUUGGCCACUUCUCAGUGGUUGGACUUGGUUUUGAAGAGUAUGUCCGUGCCUCACACUUUGAGGGACUCAUCACCACUAUAGUUGGAUAUGUCCUUUUGGCCAUCACACUCAUUGUGUGUCAUGGAUUAGCAGCGCUGGUGAGAUUUCAAAGAUCACGCCGCUUGUUAGGAGUCUGCUACAUUGUGGUUAAGGUGUCUCUUCUAGUAGUUGUAGAGAUUGGUGUGUUCCCCCUCAUCUGCGGCUGGUGGCUUGAUAUCUGCUCUCUGGAAAUGUUUGAUGCCUCAUUGAAAGACAGAGAGUUGAGUUUUGAAUCCGCUCCAGGGACCACCAUGUUCCUCCACUGGCUGGUGGGGAUGGUCUACGUCUUCUAUUUCGCCUCUUUCAUUCUUCUACUUAGAGAGGUUCUAAGGCCUGGAGUCUUGUGGUUUCUCAGAAAUCUGAAUGAUCCAGAUUUCAACCCAGUGCAAGAAAUGAUACACCUACCAAUAUAUAGACACUUGAGAAGAUUCAUACUAUCAGUGGUUGUGUUUGGCUCAAUCGUUCUCCUCAUGUUGUGGCUUCCUAUCCGGAUAAUCAAACACAUCUUCCCUUUAUUUCUUCCCUACAAUGUGAUGCUUUACAGCGAUGCUCCAGUGAGUGAGCUGUCUCUGGAGUUGCUAUUGUUGCAGGUUGUUCUUCCUGCUCUGUUGGAACAGGGACAUACGCGGCAGUGGCUCAAAGGUCUGGUGCGAGCGUGGACCGUGACGGCUGGCUACUUGCUGGACUUGCACUCUUACUUGCUGGGAGACCAGGAAGACAAUGAGAACAAUGCCAACCAGCAGGCCAACAACAACAACCAGCAGGCCCGAAACAACGCCAUUCCUGUGGUGGGAGAAGGACUGCACGCUGCCCACCAGGCCAUACUGCAGCAGGGGGGCCCAGUGGGCUUUCAGCCCUACCACCGGCCAAUGAAAUUCCCUCUAAGGAUUGUGUUGCUGAUUUUGUUCAUGUGCGUGACGCUGCUUUUGGCCAGUUUGGUGUGUCUCACGUUACCAGUGUUCACUGGACGCUGGCUGAUGUCCUUCUGGACGGGCAGUGCUAAGAUCCAUGAGCUGUACACUGCAGCGUGUGGGCUGUAUGUGUGCUGGCUCUCCAUCAGAGCAAUCACAGUGAUGCUGGCCUGGAUGCCUCAGGGGCGGACAAUCAUCCUGCUCAAGGUUGAGGAGUGGACCCUCAUGAUUAUGAAGACACUGAUUGUGGCUGUGCUGUUGGCUGGAGUGAUCCCUCUGCUCUUGGGACUGCUUUUCGAGCUGGUGAUUGUAGCUCCUCUUAGAGUGCCGCUGGAUCAGACGCCUCUGUUCUACCCCUGGCAGGACUGGGCUUUAGGAGUGCUACAUGCCAAAAUCAUUGCUGCCAUCACCCUCAUGGGUCCCCAGUGGUGGUUGAAGACCGUAAUUGAGCAGGUGUAUGCCAAUGGAAUCAGGAACAUUGACCUUCAUUUCAUCAUCAGGAAGCUGGCGGCCCCGGUCAUUGCUGUACUGCUGCUUUCUCUUUGCAUCCCCUAUGUGAUCUCUGUAGGCAUCGUCCCCCUUCUAGGAGUCACUAUGGAGAUGCAGAAUUUGGUGCAGAGGAGAAUCUACCCCUUCCUCCUGAUGGUAGUGGUGCUGAUGGGCAUCCUCUUUUUCCAAAUCCGACAAUUCAAGCGCCUUUAUGAGCACAUCAAGAAUGACAAGUACCUUGUUGGACAGAGACUCGUGAACUAUGAACGAAAAGCUGGCAAGCCCAGCACUACCACACACAGCAGUUCAGUGCAGGAGUAAAGAGCUUGGGAUUGCUCUGGAGUCACUCUCUUUGUGUGCGAGCAUGCGUGAAUGACUGAAUGAUCCUUCCUCUACUGCUCCCUCUUUGUGCAUCCAUACAUCCAGCACGUCCACUAAGACUGACCUCUGGCCUCUCUGACCCCGCCAGAAGAAAAGGGCGAAAGAGCCAUGUACGGAAAGAAAGAGUGAACCCCUACUGCCAAAUGAAAAAAAAAAAAAUGAAACGACAGCAAAAUUAACUGUGUAUUAAUUUAUUAAAUCUAGAUGUUACCUCAUUUGUGGAGCUUUGUUCGUGGCAAGACUCGACCCACAUGGUUCCUUUCAUCACCCUCGUGGAGAGGCCAGUCAGACUCCAGGGAUGAGAUGUCUGGGUCAUAACGGAGCUGGACUGUCACAUUAGAAACGUUUUAUUUAUUAGUUUAGAAUUUUCAAUGAAAUUUGAUCUUGACGUUUUUGAAUGAGAGGGUCUUGUUUGAUUCGAUGCUUUCGGUAGUGUGUCUUACCUUCAUUUCUCGAUUGCUUUAACCUCCCUAAUUUUAUGUGCAGAACAGAAGUGGAUGGAGGCCACACCCAUCUGCUUCCUGUCAUGUGGAAAAGAGGGAAUUUUGGUUCAUCAACAGUUUGUCCGCGACUGUUGUAGACCAAUUCAAGAACAUUGAAGCACAGAGUCAGUAUCUAGAAGCAGAAGUGUAGUUUGACGGUAGAGUUUAUGGCUCACAGUGAGCUGCAGACCCGAUCUCUGCCUGCGAGCUCUUCGUUUAACGCUGAAACAUCCUUUCAUGUAGCUUAGAAGACCGUUGCUAAUUGCGUCAGUGGUUAUUAAGUUGAUCUCGACUGUUGUAUGUCCGUCUCGUGCUCAGCAUGGCCUAGCAACACUUUUUCAUAGAUGUAACUCUGGCACAUACACAGGUUGUUGCACUUUUUUAAUUUAAGAAAGUGUCUUUUAAGAGCAGCGGUACUUUGGAAACCCUUUAGACAACAUUUGAAGUCCUUACUCGUAUAGGAGCUCACAAACAUUAAUUAAACUGAUUCAAAGCCGAAACAUGGUUUAUUAUUCUUGCUUUGGUUCGGUAGAAGAGUUUCGUGUCUGUUGGUAAGGAGGAGAUCCUCAACACGUUUGUAAAUAAUGUAACUUUUCGAGUCUUCGUAGCUGAGUAUGUUUUUCUCCAUUUCAGAUUUGCUGCUUCUGUUACAGGUUCACGGUUCCCAGAGAAUUUGUCGCAGACGGCUUAAGAGAUAGUGUUAAAUCAGCGCUGAGAUUCUAUAAGUGACCUUAUAGUAUCUUAUUACACUGAAACUGGAUACUGUAUGCUUCUUGAUAGCUUGCGAAGGCAAAUGUUCUAUUUUUAUAUGUGCAACUUAGUGACACCAUUUUCAUGUUUGCUCAGCCAUUGAUUUGAUUUCCUCUGAAGUUUUCUGAGGUCUGCUAGAUUCCAGGUAAAGGUAGUGGUUCAGCACUAAACACCUUUGUGUGUCUGGUUUACUAAGCCUUCUCCUUUUCAUAGCAUGUUUUUGAGAGAAGUAUUCGGUAUUCUGAAUGUUUUCAAACCUCCUCCUUGGAGGCUCUUGCUGUAAUAAUUACAUCCUCAUAAUGGCCGAUUUUUGUUUGUUUGUUGAAAACUUUUAUUACAAAUAUUAAAUCACAGUGUAGUACUUAC